Messenger RNA from Cheilinus undulatus (humphead wrasse), 1014 nucleotides. Its product is annotated as serine/threonine-protein kinase pim-1-like. The record is from RefSeq and is a predicted model, not a curated record. Bases 1 to 1014 code for a protein of 337 amino acids. Gene Ontology annotation, biological process: protein autophosphorylation; regulation of mitotic cell cycle; negative regulation of apoptotic process. Gene Ontology annotation, cellular component: cytoplasm. Gene Ontology annotation, molecular function: protein serine/threonine kinase activity; ATP binding. The transcript has 3 exons. Lineage: Eukaryota; Metazoa; Chordata; Actinopteri; Labriformes; Labridae.
AUGCAGCAGGACAAGGACCCAAAAAGAACCACUUCCCAGAAUGACUCUGACCAUUUUGACGACCCGGUCAUUGAGUCUGGCUCUGCAGAAAAGCAGGCCAAAAAGAGGAAAUCCUCUAAGAAGGCAGAUGGGCAAGACGAGAAGAGGCUGAGGAUCUCUGCUCCUUUAGAAGAUGUCACGACAGCUAAGAGGAAAUGUGACGAAAAGGAAGAGCCCAGAAAGAGAUCACGAUUUGAGAAGAAGUACCAGCAGCUCAGCCCGCUGGGAAAAGGAGGCUUUGGUUGCGUAUACACUGGCUACAGGAGAGAAGACAACUUUCCUGUGGCCAUUAAACACAUACCCAAGAACAAAGUCAGAUACCACGAGGGUGUGAUUCCUAUGGAGGUAGCUGUUCUGCAGCGAUUGACCAAAAGAAAGGAGGUUGUAAAAUCUGCAGCAAUUUCCCUCCUUGACUUCUAUGAACAGGAUGACGAGCUCAUCCUGGUCCUAGAGUGUCCGGUCCCUGCAGUCGACCUCUUUAAAUAUACGUUGGACAGAGGCAAGGCCCUGGAGGAAAGGGAGUGCCGGCUGAUAGUGAAGCAGCUGAUAGAGGCGGCGUGGGAGUUGGAGUCAAAGAUGGUGUUCCAUGGUGACAUCUUAAUAGAAACCAACUCUGACGCCCCUCGCAUCAGACUGAUUGACAUUGGACACACCCACUUUGCAUCAGAGUCAACAAGGUACCGUGACUUCAAUGGCACUCCUCAGCACAACCCACCAGAGUGGUACAAGCAUGGCAGCUACACGGCAGGUUCCUCAACGGUGUGGCAGAUCGGGAUCAUCCUCUUUGACCUGCUGCACUGGGACAAGGGCUUAUUUGAUACCAAAAGAUCAAUCAUUGGUGAAAAACCCAUCCGUGAGGAUUUGUCCUCAGGCUGCAGAGACUUGCUGUGCCGCUGUCUGUCAAUGGAUCCACAGACUCGUCCUUCUCUGAUGAAGCUGACCUAUCAUCGCUGGUUCAAAGAAGGCCAGCCCUGA